AUGAGCUCCCCAGAAGCCGAGGCCUUCGAUCCAGAGGCUGUACAUGAUACACCCAAGCUUAAGGGAAGGGCAUUCGAACCGUUUGAGGAGGAAUUAUCGGAUCAAAUAUCCCACCCAAAGCUUGAAGAUGAUGCGUUAGAUACGGAACAAGAUGCUUUAGCAGAGCCUCCAGAUACUCUUGCGGAUAAAAUCAAUCACCUACAAGAUGUACAAGAAAACAUGGCCUCGCGGGCCAAUGGCUUUACGUUUAAACGAACGAAAUCAACGGAGCGUGUCGAUUUGGUAGAUACAGAGGGCGAGGUUGCAAAUGGAACCGACGAUAACGCAGAUCUUGAGAGUGAGGGUGGUUCCCACCUGCCCAGUCCUCCUGGGACUCCCGACGACGUUCUUUCGGUACAGGCCUCUGCUCCCUCCUCCCCGGGUAGUAAUAUUAUUCCGCGACGGGCUUCACUACAAAACAUACCCACACCCUCGCUCCGUCCAUUCGACCGUAGAUUUCAAAGCCGACUGUCGAUAUCUUCACCGUUGCUAGGGUCUCCAAGAUCCGCAUCGCCGGCUUUACUUAAUUCUCACUCGCGGUCGUCAUCACUUUCGGGACAAGGAGAGGACCUCGAGGGAGACGCGGAGGAAUCAUCUACGCCAUGGGACGUGAUUAGAUGGACGAAGCUUAAAAAACUCAAGGCACAGCUUUAUUCCGAAAGUGGACAUCGAGCGUAUGGAGAGCCGACUUGCAUCAACAUUUUUACUUCAAUAGCGGUUGGAACGUCAAGAGGAUUUAUCCUAAUAUUUGACUAUCACCAGACCCUCAUGUCGGUAAUUGGCCAGAAUCUGAAAGUUGAAUGCGGUGGAAUUACAUCCCUCGCAAUUUCGGCAGACUAUACAACAAUUGCUGGUGGUUAUGCUAAAGGAUAUAUAUUCACAUGGGAGAUUGGAAAAUCAGCUCGUCCGUUCCUAUCAAUACCGCCAAUACCAUUGGGAGAGAUCGAUGGUAAAAAAGAAGAUGGCCAUGUCCAAGGAACCUCUGUUCUACACCUUGGGUUCCUGGGGACUAGACACACGGCCCUCGUAUCUGCAGACGACAAAGGAAUGGCCUUCUCCCAUCUCGCCAGCCGUAGCUUAGUCGGUCGUGUCGUUAAAACCACGAGAAUACUCGGAAGGUAUCCCUUCGAUAUUGCAACGGCUACUCGACCACGGAAACCGAGCUCAGUGCUUGCAUUCGCUUCUCUACCUCUUGGAAAUGCGCCACAACCGACUGAUACGAUGGGUCUUACUGCAAUGCUCACUCCCUACCUUUUAGUUAUAGUUUCGACCACACCGAUAGCACAGACGCAGCACAAACUUGCCCGACCAAAGGAAGUAGCGAGUGAGGCUGCUCUUAGUGGUUGUUUGGCUUGGUUCCCAGCUAUAAAGCUGAAAAAUGAUGGUCAAAGGAGCAAUAAGUCAAGCCAAGUAAUGCAACCAAGGCUAGCAUACUGCUGGUCAAAUGUCUUGACAGUUAUGGAAAUUCUACACGCAGAGAAAGAAGGGGUAGAAAUUGACCCGUACAAACCGCCCGCGUUGCAAUUUAGACUCAAAAGUCGAUGGAAAAGUGACGAGGCUAUUGUCGCAGUGCAAUGGCUAAACCGACAGAUUCUCUGUGUCGUCACAGUUAGCCAACGGCUAAUAAUUAUCGAAGAACCUACCAUGCGUGCAACGGAAAGAUUCGACUUGAUUCCGAAGCAUAUAUAUCAUCAUGAUUACUUCGCUCGGCAGUUAAGAUCUCUAGUUGGAAGUCUAGAUGAGGAGGGUUCCUUGCAUGCUAGUAUCGCGGAUGCCUACUAUAACAGUGUUAAGACUUUUAAAGGCCGGAUUUUCCUCUUAGGUUCUUUUGACAUGUCUGUUGGGGCUUUGUCGAACUGGGCCGAUAGACUAUUAGCCCUUAUGGAGGUCGGCGAUUUCAUCGGUGCCCUAAAGCUUGCAACGUCCUUCUAUCUCGGCGGAACCGAAAUGAUAACUGUAGGGUUACCGUCGGACGAUGAUUUACGCCAUACGAUGGUCAGGGACAAGCUUCUCGAUAUGAUGGGUGCUUCACUCCGAUAUGCUUUCGGAUUAACAGCUCAGUCAGUACCUAUCAAAGAACGAGAGCAACUACAGGAACUCGCCACAGCAUGUAUAACUGCUUGCAUGAGUAUGGGUACCACAGAUUUCCUCUUUGAAACCGCCUUUGAAGCCUUCGAGGAUGGUUCCGCAGAGGGUGUCUUUCUUGAAACAUUGGAGCCUCUCAUCCUCAACGGCGAACUGACCUACCUGCCGCCAACUGUUGUCAAAUCUUUGAUUUCACAUUAUACAUCCCUCGGCCUUGAAAGCCGUCUGGAAGAAGUAAUCUGCCACCUGGACCCUCGAACAAUGGAUAUUCAUCAAGUAACAGGUCUCUGCAAAGAACACGGCCUCUAUGACGCUUUAAUAUAUGUUUGGAAUCAAGCAUUGUCGGAUUAUAUAACCCCCAUAACCGAAAUACUUGCCCUCAUCAUCCCACUCAUAACACCGAGCGAUGGUGCCGAAGUCCAGAGUCUGAAUAGUACUAAUGCCCUCAAAAUAUUUCCGUACCUUUCUUACAUCCUUACCGGGAGAUCUUACCCUACUGGCGAAAUUAUGUCAGACUCCGAAGCUAUAUCCGCGAAAGCAAUGCUAUACUACUUCCUUUUCCUUGGCCGUUCAAUACAAUGGCCGAAAGGAACAUCGGAUUACAUCCUAACGAAAACGACCAAUCAUCACAACGAACCCUCGUUCCCGUACCUCCGCGCAAUCCUCGAAUUUGACGCCGCAAGUUUCCUAAGUUGUCUCAACGAAGCGUUCGAAGACCCUUUCCUUAACGAUGAUGCAAACUCCUCCAACCUCAGCGUUUCAGCGAGUUUCUCCGAGCUCAGCGAAGAUCAAGUGUUCGGUCGUUCCGUAAAUAGACAGUACAUCGUCAGCAUCCUUCUCGAGGUCAUGAACCCUACAGACUUCACACCUCAUGAUACAAUAUACCUCGAUAUGUUCAUUGCUCGAAACCUACCAAAGUAUCCACAAUAUCUCCUCUUUCCCGGUAGUACGCUACAAAGGGUUUUACUCGGGCUAUGUAAUUACCCUGGUAGCGAUAUUGCAGAAGAUUGUCAACUCAGCGCGGAAUAUUUACUUUCAGUAUACCACCCACCGGACAUUAACCUUCUUAUCGAUGCUUUCGUCUCCGCCGGGUUUUAUAGGGUCCUCAAGACGGUGUUCAGGACCGAGAAGGAUUAUCCGAGAUUGAUGGAGAUGUACUUUGAGGAUACAGAUACGUUGAGUACGGUAUUUGACUGUAUCAACGAAUUGCUAAGGCCAGCCAGUACACUCACUGCAAAACAGAGAGAGGAAGUCAAAUCCGUCAUCAAGGAACACGCAAAGCAGCUUACAGAUGUUGAUGCUGAAAAAGCAGCGGAGACAUUAAGUAUCGCUGGUCCCGACUUACACCAUAUUGUCGUGUCGGCCUGUGCAGAGGAACCAGAGGCACAGUAUAAAUAUCUCAAAGUUGUGUUUGAAUCAUCCGAAAAGAAUAAAAAAGGGAAAACAAAAAACGAGAGGGAUUCGAUUACAGAAUAUGGAUCACUACUAGAAUUGUACAUCCGACUCAUGUGUUCGUACGACUUUGAAAAGGUUUCGAGGUUCAUAGAGACUUUAAGUCCUGGAGAUUUGAAACUUGAUCAGGUUAUUCCCGCUCUUGAGGAAAAGGGGGCGAUAGAUGGAGUGGUUCUUUUGAUGGCUAGGGAAGGGUUGAUAAAAGAGGCGAUGAAGAAGUUGGUGCAACACCUGGAAGUGCUAGAAUCAGCCUUUGUAGGGUUAUUACGAGGAUGUGUGGAUGAUGAGGAAGGAUAUCAGGAGAAUGACAACGUGGGGGAUAUGUUGACCGCUCUGCAGAAGUUCUCAAAAGUGGGGAUUUGGUUAUGUCAAGGUCAAAUGGCCGCCUUGGAGUCGAGGCUCCGAGGCUCUGCUGGACGAAUGACAUUGAAGAAAGCUUUGAACAACAAGAACUCGCCUUUGACGGCUGAAGAGGACUUGUGGCUAGAUUUGAUCGAUUGCGUGGUGCAUAUUUCCAAAUCUGCGACUGGGGUGCUCAGGAAUUCCUCGAAUAUGAGCAUGAUGACUCCUGUUAGCCCGAGUGUGGCCAGUAUGUCGGAAAUGUCGUCGAGACCUGUUUCGAGAGCGAGCAGUAAAAGUCAAAGAUCACAUUAUUCAAUGCUCGGGGAAAGGAGGUUACUUGCGGCGACGCACCGACUUGUCCAUGACGUCUUCACGGCGCUGCUAUCGGCUACUUCUACGGGCGGGCAGAAUACAACUUCAUUCUUGAGGAUUCUCCGGGCGUUUUUGAACAGAGCAGCUAUCACUUCGCCUUCAUUGGCUGAUUUGAGGAAUGUCCUCGCGAGUAUCUUUGAUACUUAUACUUACGAAGAACAGCUACUGGCGCUUUCGGGGAAGUUGUUGGAGAAGGAUUUGUUUUUGAAGGUAGAGGAUGCGGCUACGUUGCGACAACAGGGAUGGAAGCCGAAGAGUCAACUGUGUGAAGGGUGUGGGAAAAAGCUUUGGGGAACAGGUGCAGCUGGCGGGAUAUAUGCCGCAUGGGAGGCCAAGAGAAUAGAAGCGUUCGAGAAAUCGAAAGAUGAAAAGGUGGAGAAGGAAGCAAAGAGAGAGCGGGAACGGUUCGGUAGUAUAUCCAAAGGCAAGGGCAAGGCAAUGCUUGCAGUAUUACAUGACGAACGGUCGGCGUUACCUGGGGUUAAAGAGAACCAGCCAAGUGGGAAAGACGGAGAAGGGGACGCAGCUACAGGCCAAAAGGAAGGCGAGGGAGACAAGGAGGCGUCGAAAAUCAUCAUGGUUUUCCACUGUGGACAUAUUUAUCAUCGUUCGUGUCUGGAAAGUCUGCAUAAGGAUGAGACAAAUGACGAGAAUGGGGAGGCGGAGGAGACACCUUUCUCGCCAGUAUCUCGACAUGAGACUAACGUUGAAGAAACUGGAAUGCGGUGUGUCGUUUGUAAAUAG
Messenger RNA from Orbilia oligospora ATCC 24927, 5034 nucleotides. RefSeq lists its product as uncharacterized. The record is from RefSeq and is a predicted model, not a curated record. Gene Ontology annotation, cellular component: late endosome; HOPS complex. The transcript is spliced from 5 exons. The coding region runs from base 1 to 5034 and encodes 1677 amino acids. NCBI's taxonomy places the organism in Eukaryota, Fungi, Ascomycota, Orbiliomycetes, Orbiliales, Orbiliaceae. Gene Ontology annotation, biological process: endosomal vesicle fusion; protein targeting to vacuole. Gene Ontology annotation, molecular function: protein binding.